Paramecium octaurelia is the source of this 4326-nucleotide messenger RNA. The record is from the annotation of a GenBank genome assembly. NCBI's taxonomy places the organism in Eukaryota, Ciliophora, Oligohymenophorea, Peniculida, Parameciidae.
AUGCAGUAGGUGGAAGAGAAGUGGUUGAUCUGUGCCGAUCCUGACAGUUGCUAGAUCUACACCUUGAACAUCAACACCAAUGAGGUGAGAGUGGAACAGGACGUAGAUCAAGAUUACCGAUAGAAAGCCUUAUAAGCAAUCCAAUAAAUUGAAUCGAUGCUCAAAUUGAAGACAGGUAUCAUGUCUAAAUUCUAGGUUGCUAGGUACUUGGCUCAUGGCUUCAAAGCAGAUCGAUCAAUAUAGGAGAAGGAAGAUACCCUCUUACUUGCUGCAUAAAUAAUCUUCCUCGAUUCCAACAUAUUUAUGUUAAUCAACUCUUAGUCAAGCAUUUGUCAAAGUGAAUUCAAUCAAGCUCUAAGUUAAAUUGAAUCAAUACCGAGAAUUAUUCUAAAAUAUGCCAGCUGAAGUCUAAUUGAUGGAAAAACCCAAUAUAGUAGAGAUCGAGGCAGGUUUGGUCACUGGAGCUGAUGAAGUGAUCAAGAGUGUGCUGAGAGAAGUCUAUUAGAGAUUCAACGUCAAGUUGAGGCCAAAGGACGAUAACAAUUAGUUCAUCUUGCAGAUCUCAGGUUUCAAAGAGUUUUUGACAGGCAAUCAUCCUAUGCUAUCCUAUGAUCGAGUGAGAGUCUAAUUGAGAGGAAUGAAACACUUGGAAGUGAUCUUGACUGAGAUUCCCAAGUAGUCUAAUCAGACCUUUCUGUUCCCUCCAAUCAUUCAUAGAAUUAAAGGAGCAGAACCCUAUCCCUAAAUUGACUGGAUUAAAUUUAGAGAUGUCCCAGCCUUGUUAUGGUACUCUCCCAUCCCACUAAAGAAGUAUGAAUCCGAAAUACCCAAUACUCGAUUGUCUUUAGGCUUUGGACCCUCCCCAUUAAUCAAAUUCGACAAGAUCAAAGUCUCAAAUAGUCAAGACAUCUUCAUCAAUCACGAGGACAGAAUGAAGAGGAUGUCAAUUGAUGAAAAUCCGAUCCGUGCUCCAUCCCAAGAAAACACUAUUCCCUAGAAGCAAAAAACUAGUGGAUAAAUCUAUGAUUUGAUUUCAAUGAGAAAUGAAUUGCAGAAAUUAAACAUGUUGAAAAUUGAGCAGAAUGUACUCUAUUCUGGAGAGUGUGAUUGGCCUUUCAGUGUUAAGAUUUGUUCCAUCGAGAACUUGUUGUAAACAUUGGAGCAAGACAACAAGUAUGAGAAUCAGCACCAGAGAGCCACCUAUAAUGGAUUGAUACCUCCACUGUAUAUAACCAAAAAGAAUGCUGGAACCAAGGUUGAAGAAGAACAACACAAACAAAGCAAUAAGAAAAACGAUGAAUCUGACAUUAAUAAAAGAUAAUAGGUGCAUCUCAAAUUGCACAAGAGAACUGGACGAGUCUUGGAAAACAAGAAUAUCGACAUCAAGAGGUACAUCCCCUUUGGAGGUUAAGAUAACCUUGAUGAAUUAGCCACUUUGCAGGAGAGAUAUGAUCUAGACUUUUUGCCUUAUCUCAUCUCAGUAUAAGUAAGUUUAUUUCACGGGUGCAAAUUGCUCACUCCUUGGUGUCAAGCUGAAACCAAAAAAUAACCAUUCAGUUAAUGUCCCAAAUUUUAUUAGACCAUCACUUUCUAAGGCAUCAAAAUAUCUUAAUUGCCACAAGAAGCUAGAUUGUGUUUCAACAUUAUUGCUCACAGUGCUACUGGAUAAUAGUAAAUUAUUGGAUGUACCACCAUGUACAUCUUCUAUGAGGAAAGAAAGUUCAGAUCAUCCGUAAAUCAAUUAAACAUCUGGCCAUUCUAUAAGAUUGACCCUAGAUUACUCUGCAUGGGUUAAUAUUGGGGAUGGGUUAAGUAGUAGAAUCAAUAAUUGCUCAUUCCUCAUCAUAGUAAUAAGAAUCAACAUUAUAUCUCUUCCCAACUUAUUAAUAGAUCUUAUGGCAGAUUGUUAGUGCAAUUGGAUUAGUUCAAUUAGACUAUGAAAUGGAGUCUUAGAGAUGAAAAGCAGAUGGAAGAAUUAGGUUUCUCGAAAUCAGCUAGAUCACAAAGGUAUUAUGAAAUGAGAAACAAGUUUAUUCCCAAUUCAGAUUACUCAAACUAUCAACAAUCUCAAUCGUCAGCCUUGACCUAGGAUCAAUUUAAUUCGACAUACUAAAAUACUAAUAAAAAUUCUGCGUAUCAAUAAAUAAAUACGAACUCGCAAUCUAAUAGUUUUAGCAAUUCCCAAUUAUUCCUAAAGAAAUAAAGAACAGGAAUGGCAUCUUUUUAUAAUGUACAUCAAAGAUAGCAUACCAAUCCAUAUGAAUAAUACAUGCAAGUCGGAUACUCUUCAUAGGAUUAAGGCACUAUUCUUCGUUUUGGAGAAAUGCAAGAUAGGUAGACACAUUUUGCAUAAUCUAUGAUGCACAUGAAUCAGGGCAGCAGCUUUAAUGUACAUGAUUAAUCUAGCACUUAACUGAGCACCUUUAAAUUAAGUCAUCAAUUCUCAUAAUAAAGCAUAUAGCAGAAUUAGAGCAUUCAAGAAAAUUACAAUUAAGUAUUUCCUUACAAGAAUUGGUCAACUACUCCAAGGACUGAGGAUCUUGCCAUCCUGUAAGCAUUACUCAAAUACAAUCCGUUAAAUAGGCCUUAUUAUACAGAUUAGCAUAAAUACAUAUUGAUGAUCUGUAGGAAUCAUUACAAAACAUUGCCUUAUGCAUUAUAAAUCUUUUUGAUGGCCAUUGAAUGGGAUGAUCCUGAACAAGUCAGAGAGGCCCAUAACAUGAUCAAAUUAUGGACACCCUUGCCACCUGAAGAUGCUUUGCCUUUGUUGGAUGCACAAUUUGCAGAUGAAACAGUUCGACUCUAUGCAGUUGAGAGAGUGAGUAUAUUAUCUGAUGAUGAAUUACAAUUGUACAUGUUAGAAUUGACCUAAUGUUUGAUGUUUGAGAAACAUCUAUUCAAUCCAUUGGCUGAGAUGCUGUUAGAGAGGAGUCUGCAAAAUCCAUGGGUUGUUGGACAUGAAUUGUUCUGGUUGCUCAAAGCUUAAUUGCAUGUACGACCAUCCUAUGAAAGAUAUUCUUUAUUGUUAGAACAGUUAUUAAUGCUUUGCGGGGAAUUUAGGUAGCAAUUAAUGAAUGAAGUUCUUGUCGAUAAUGAGUUGUUUAAUAUAGCAUAAAAGAUCAAGGAAGAGAAUGUACCCAAAGAUUUACGCUAGCAUUUCUUGAAGACUGAAUUAUUGCAGCUCUAUCCCAAAUUGCCUAAACCCUUCUCCUUUGCUCUAGACUCAAGAAUGGAGGCUUAAUCAAUCUAAUAUGAUAAGUGCAAGGUUAUGGAUUCUAAGAAAAUGCCUCUAUGGCUAGCAGUGAUACCGAAGUGUCUUGAAAAUGAUGAUGAGUUGUAAUUACAACCACCCAUCCAUGUUAAAUAACAAGAAGAAAACCUUAAUGGAAAUAAUGUCUCAGUUAUCAUACCUCAAGAUGAAAAUCUGCAUAACAAUAAUAAGUAGUAAUAGGAUUAAAAGGAAUAGAAAGAAGAAAUUGAGGAAGAGGAGUAAAACAAAUAGCAUCUACUCAAAAUCAUUUUUAAAACUGGUGAUGACAUCAGAUAGGAUAUGUUGACACUGCAAUUAAUUAAGAUUAUGGAUAAGAUCUGGUUGGAUGAUGGUCUAGAUUUUAGAAUGAAACCAUAUAAGACCAUAUCUACCUAAGACAAUGUGGGUAUGAUUGAAGUUGUUAGUAAUUCUUUGACUAUUGAAAAAAUUCAUGGCCAAGGAGGCUUUAUGGGGGCAUUUUAACAAAAAACUAUAUGGAAUCAUUUGAAAAAGAAAAAUAGUGAACCUUAAUCAUUUGAAACUGCCACCGAUAAUUUUCUAAGAUCCUGUGCAGGUUAUUGUGUUGCAACCUAUGUUCUUGGAAUAGGAGACAGACAUUCUGGUAAUAUUAUGAUUACUGAUACUGGCCAUCUAUUUCAUAUUGAUUUUGGUCAUUUUUUGGGAAAUUUCAAAUAGAAAUUUGGUAUUAAAAGAGAGAGAACUAAAUUUGUGUUAACUGAAGAAGUAUUAUUAUUUAUUAAACUUAAUUUUAGAUGGCAUUUGUUAUGGGAGGUAGAGAUGGAGAUCUCUUUAAAAAGUUUUAGUAAGAUUGUACUAAUGCUUAUAAUCUGGUCAGAAAACAUGGUCAUUUUCUUAUUAAUAUAUUCUUAAUGAAUUUAUCAGCUGGCAUGCCCGAAUUAUAAUAGGCUUCCAACGUAAAAUAUAUUGAGGAUUAAUUGGCUUUAAACAUAUCUGAUUAGGAAGCAACAGCAAAAUUUAAGUAAGAGAUUAUAAUCUCUCUUAAUGAUACUUGGAGAUAAAUCGAUAAUUGGUUCCACUAUAUGAGAAGAAACUGA